AUGUCUGAAUUGCUUAUAUUGCCUUGCCAUAGUAUCUGGAAAGGCGGUAAUGCCAAUGGAGAUGAGAGAGAGGAAUGGUACUUGGCCCCGUUUCAAGUAGAAGGAUAUGAUCAUUUGUCAUUCAAAGAUCAUAUUAAGAAGAGCUUAGAUUAUUUAAAAAAUAAUAGUGAUUCAUUUUUAAUAAUAUCAGGAGGACAGACAAAGCAAGAGGCAGGACCGAUUUCUGAGUCCCAAUCAUACUAUAAUUUAGCAUCGAGUCUUUUACAAUCUACGGAAUUGCUUAAUAGGGUUACAACGGAGGAAUUCGCCAGAGAUUCAUUUGAAAAUGUCAUCUUCCUGAUUUGCAGGUAUUUCGAAUUAUUUCAAAAGUAUCCAGAUUCUGUUACUAUUGUUGGCUUUGAAUUCAAAAGAAACAGAUUUAUAAACAACCAUUUGGUUCAAGCGUUGGAUUUUCCGAAGGAGAAACUUUCUUAUAUUGGAAAUGAACCAGAUCCUAAAGACUUGAAUGAAAUAGAUAGAGCCAAAUAUUUCCAAGACCUAGAUAACAGUGAAUAUAACUUUGCCGUUAAAUAUUUCGAUAGCGAUUGGUAUGGAGUACAAGGUAAAUUAUUAAAAAAGAAGUUUGACAGAAAUCCCUUCAAAAGAUAUCAUGGUUAUGCUUACAGUAAUCCACAAAUUUCGGAUUUUAUAAAGGCUCUAAAUGGUCAUACAUUUUCAAAAAGUCAAGAUAUAAAAAACUCAUUGAACGCCCCAUGGAGCUAA
Molecule: messenger RNA, 762 nt
Organism: Priceomyces carsonii
Lineage: Eukaryota; Fungi; Ascomycota; Pichiomycetes; Serinales; Debaryomycetaceae
Exons: 1
Coding region: 1-762 (253 amino acids)
Cellular component (GO): cytoplasm
Source: RefSeq, a predicted model, not a curated record